Zasmidium cellare ATCC 36951 is the source of this 222-nucleotide messenger RNA. RefSeq lists its product as uncharacterized. The transcript has 3 exons. The coding region runs from base 1 to 222 and encodes 73 amino acids. Lineage: Eukaryota; Fungi; Ascomycota; Dothideomycetes; Mycosphaerellales; Mycosphaerellaceae. The record is from RefSeq and is a predicted model, not a curated record.
AUGGGUGGUCCCUUCGGAGCCAGUAGCGCCCUCUACGCAUCUUACGAUGGUAGAGACGAGUGGUGCUUCAAUCAGUUCCAGGCAAUUUGGUGCAGCAACGGAGGUUGUACUGGGCAGAGUGUGGUGCCUGCAGACUCUGCUGUAGGUCACUGCUGGGCUGGAUUUCAACAGAUGUGGGCCAAUAUUUGGUGUGCUCCGGGUCGGUUGAUCGAGGAACCUUAA